AAACGAUAAGCCUUAAAGUACAUAGAAUAUUCCACCUAAACUGCUAACAGUUUCGUAGUAGCACACCUUGUCCUCUCCAAUUCCAUCCUAAGCAAACUAAAUCUAGGUAUCGAAAUCUAUUCAGCUUUCAUUAGGAAUUCCGAACGACAACACCUUCUUUUUAGUCGUAGUUAUAAUAAUCUAUUCAAUGUUGGUCAGAUAUAUCUACCCAAUCGAGUUUCUUCGUUUUCUAUGUUCCCUCCACGAUUCGGCAUGAAUAAUUCUCUAUUACAUCUGUUCAGAUAAUGAAUCAUUGAUAUUCCAUGGUGUCCACAUUUGUUCAUGAUUUUCCCACUUACUUUUUAUGAUCAAGUUUGGAUGAGAAUUUAAACAGCUACAUAUCUCAAUUUGGUUGUUUUCAUCUUUUCAUUUGCAUUUACCAUGAAGAACCAACUUGGUGGAAUCUCUUUGAUUCUAGGACUUCUCUUCUUCUUCAUCUUGGUUUUCUUCUUCAACUCAUCGUGCACUUCGAUUAACGGUAUUAGUAGUUUCGGUUGUCGCGGUUUUUUGAACUCGACCGCCUUGGAAGAUGAUUCCGCAACGUCUCUCAAGCACCUCGCAUUCGGGUUACAAGGGUCCGAAAAGACGUACCAUUUCCGGAGAUACUACGUUGAAUCAUGGUGGAGGCCGAACGAACUUAGAGGGUACGUUUAUCUUGAUAGAGCUCCUCAAGGUGACCUUAUUCCAUGGCCAAAACAUUCACCGCCUUUCCGAGUCAAUGACAACAUCACCAAACUGCUAGACGAGAUCAAACCGGUCAACCCUCUUAUGCCCCGAAUGGUUCAUGGGAUUUUAGAGUUGUUUCGUGAAGAACACAAAGAUCUUAGGUGGUUAAUAAUGGGAGAUGAUGAUACCAUAUUUUUUGUGGAUAAUUUGAUUGAAGUGCUUUCGAAGUAUGAUCAUAGAGAGUAUUAUUACAUUGGAAAUCCUUCUGAAUUUGUUUUGUCCAAUUUUUGGUACAAUUUUAAUCAAGCUUUUGGCGGUGGUGGAAUUAUUUUAAGUUACCCUUUGGCCAAAGCACUUGUAGAUAGUAUGGAUCUUUGCUUAAGGAUGUAUUCAAAUCUUUCCGCUGAUUUGAUGACAAUGGCUUGUUUAGCUGAUCUUGGAGUUAAUUUAACUCCCCAUAAAGGCCUUCACCAGAUGGAUCUAAGAGGUGAUGUAUCAGGUUUCUUGUCGGCACAUCCUAAAGAUCUGGCAUUGUCGUUUCACCAUAUUGAUUCGGUAGAUCCAUAUUUCCCUUCAAUGGAUCGCGCGAAUUCAUUGAAACACCUAAUGAAAGCCAGCAACGUUGAUCAAUCGCGCUUGUUUCAACAAACCAUAUGUUACGAGAAGGCAAAAAAUUGGUCAUUUUCGACUUCUUGGGGCUACUCGGCACAUAUAUACGAGAAAAUAAUGCCUCGUAGCUGGCUAACAAGGCCGAUUGAAACAUUCAAGACGUGGCAACCUAGCCCGAACCCGCCCCACUACAUGUUCAAUACCCGAAACCCGUCCAGUAACCCUUGCGAAACUCCUCAUUUGUUUUUUCUUGAAUCGGUUAGGAAAACUUGGGGUGGUCACAUUCUUACAAGAUAUUCGAGGUCAGCUCCGAGGAAUAUACCAGCUUGUGCUGUUACCGGGAACCAUUCUGCUGAAGUUAUCUCCAAGAUCGAUGUGAUUUCGCCAGCGACUAAGCGUUACGAGAUUGAUAGAUCGGAAUGCUGUGAUGUUGUUCGUGUUGACAAUGCGGGCAAGGUGGAGAUUAAACUCAGAGAGUGCAGGACUGGUGAGGUUAUUGCAUAGAAGCUCUUCAAAAAAUUGUGUAUAUUUGUAAAACAAAAUCUUUUUACUGAAAAAAGAAUUCCAAGUUUAGGUAUUCUCCGAGUACAUUUCACAAAUGAAGGUGGAUUAGAAGUGAUGUAUUAAUUAUCAUUUUUUGAAAUGAAAAUUAACAACACUAUCAAUUGAACUUGGAAAUGAAUUCUAACCCAUGGGAUAAUUA
Oldenlandia corymbosa var. corymbosa is the source of this 2017-nucleotide messenger RNA. NCBI's taxonomy places the organism in Eukaryota, Viridiplantae, Streptophyta, Magnoliopsida, Gentianales, Rubiaceae. The record is from the annotation of a GenBank genome assembly.